Molecule: messenger RNA, 2455 nt
Organism: Perca fluviatilis (European perch)
Lineage: Eukaryota; Metazoa; Chordata; Actinopteri; Perciformes; Percidae
Gene: ccdc92
Product: coiled-coil domain containing 92
Exons: 5
Coding region: 278-1264 (328 amino acids)
Source: RefSeq, a predicted model, not a curated record
UAGCACGUCCCUGACAAUCGCUGCUUCAACAUUUCAUCUCAAAUAAGCUCAGGGAGAUGAUAGGAACUGACACAACCAGCCACCCUCCCCUCUCACCCGACCAAGGCGAGCCCCUGACAGCAUCACCGACAUGCCCCGCAAGGCAGAACGCUCUUAGUCGGUGAGGCCAGUCUAUGUUCAGCGACAAUUGACAACAUUUUGCAAGAUAUUCGACGGCAGCGUAUUUUUAGCCAUAAGGUUGCAAGGCUGGUGUGUGUCUGUCUGAACAUAAUCAGCCAUGGCAUCAGCAAAUGUUACACUGGAAAAUCAGCUGCACAGUGCGCAGAAAAACCUGCUCUUCCUCCAGCAGGACCAUGCCAACACGUUGAAGGGGCUACACGCAGAGAUCCGCAGAUUACAACAGCAAUGCACAGAUCUGACCUAUGAGCUUACUGUGAGAAACUCUGAUCCCUCAGACAGCAGUGAGGCCCGCUGCAGGGAGCUGCAAAGGAGGUGUGAGGAGCUGGAGGCCCACCUCAAGAAGAAGGAGGAGGAGAACACAGAGCUGCUCAGGGACCUUGAGCAGAAGAACGCCAUGAUCUCUGUCCUGGAGAACACCAUUAAGGAGAGAGAGAAGAAGUACCUGGAGGAACUCAAGAUGAAGAGCCACAAGCUGGCUGUUUUGUCCGGCGAGCUGGAGCAGAGAGCGAGCACUAUUGCUUACCUCACCUCACAGCUUCACGCCACCAAGAAGAAGCUGUUAGCCGGCAGUUCAUCCGAGGCCAGCCCCAACGUCAGUCCGGUCACCUCGUACAAGCCCACGCCUCCGCCGGCCAAGGACAGGCAGCCUGAAACCCCACGGCGUCGCAUGAAGAAGAGUCUCUCCCAGCCUCUUCACCCAGAGUUAACAGAGGUGUAUCGGCUCGGCCCGGACGGUAGACGGCUGGUUCUGCGGGAGACAGUAGAUGCCAUGCCUGACCCCACACCCUUCCUUCAGGCUGGGAGAGACUCUCCCGAACCGCAGGUAGUGCGAGAACGGCCUGCCGUUAUCCCUCCUAUUGCCUCAGAGCGCUCCCCUGUGGCUCCCCUGGGUGCUACGGCCAGCCCUCGUCACAGCCCCGCUCGGGACCGUCAGUACAGGGCUCACGUGGGCGUGGCGCAUCGCAUCCCACAUGGCACCCCUCCCCUGGCUCCACCGCUAGCAGAGCUGGAGACACUGGCAGUGGACCAGGUCAAAGACGAAAAGGUUGUGCGGAAGCGCUCAGGAGCCGACAGGACAGUUUAACACUGCAACGCUAACAUGCACAUAAACGCACACACACAUCUACUGUAUACACAUACUGCAAGAGCAGGAAGGAGCCUGACCCACUGUGUAGCUUGCUUUUUACGCAACACUGCAAUAUGAAAAAAAAGUACAUAAUUAUUUUGUUCACGGUAUCCCAUAAAGACUUGCGUCUUUCUUGAUCUACAUUAGAAAAGGACUACUAUAAAGCAUGCCAAAUGUUUCUUAUUUACAACCCAAUGAGAUCUUGUAUUAUACACAUCUUACUUAUUCCACAACGCUGUGGAGAUAGGUCUGGCAAUGCGAGACUAUACACACCUUGACUUUUUUGCUUACACUUUCUCUUCAUUCUGUCUUAUGUGGUGCAUACAACGAAUCCUCAGCCAAAUAUCUGCAUCAGUGCCUGCUCGACCGGAUCAACCAUACACAAGCUGUGUAGUGUAGUCAUGGCUCAUAUAUCUCUGUCUGCUCCAUGUUCUCAACAGUCUGGACAUAUCAACAAACUAUAUAACAAGAUGUCUGCAGCUGCAUAGGGUAGAAGUGAAAUUAUUAAACUAAUAUUUCCCGAAUGUCUUUUCAUCUUCUUGUGAUAUCAGUAUAAUAACGUUACUGUUAAGUACAAGCUGCAUAAUGUGCAAUUGAGAUGUGCUGGCGAAAGGUGAAAGAGCUGUAAUUUCACCUUUCUUUUGUUGGCUUGCAAAAACAGAAGCGGCGCACAUGUGUAAAUGCAGCGUGAAAGCAUGGUGAACCAGACGUACAUUUGUGUGUGUGUGUGCGUGUGCGUGUGCGUGUGCGUGUGUGUGUGCGUGUGUGUGUGUGAGAGAGAGGGAGAGAGAAAAUGUGUGUGUUUCAGAGAGAGACAAUGAAGGCCAUUGAGAGAAUUAAGUUCUGGCUUAAACAAUAUCCGUUGAAGUUAUUUGUGAUACAAGGGCAUUUUUGAAAACACUGCUGUAAUAGGAUUUUGUGACAAUAUUACCUGUACUUUAUAAAGGCUGUGCAUUUGUAAUGAAUUCUUUUUUUUAAUUUAUUGUUUAAUAGGGAACACAAAAUAACCUCAAAUAUUGACAGUAAUCACUGCACCACCAACAUGACGGUAAUUAUAAUCAAUUAAUAACCUGCUUUUCAAAUUAAUAUCACGUGUCCUUGAAGUUAACGUAUGAUUCAAUACAAUAAAGCAAUGCAUUUUUGGUUUGG